AGAGAGAGAGAGAGAGAGAUUUGUCUUUGAGAUUUCUUCUCUGUGGUCUUCAAGUGUGUCAUUGAGUGGUGAGCGUUGGGUAGAGGAGCAUCGAAGUGAACUAGUGAAGGGAAAAGCUAAGUAGUAGGAAUAAAAAUGAAGAAGAUUGAAUGGAGCAGGUAUAGAGGAUUAAAAGCGUUGAUUCAUCUAUUGGUGCCGCUGUGUGUGCAUUUCAUCGCAGAAGAGAUGACGGUUCCCUUGCUCGUCGACGUUACCACCAAAGCUUUAUGCGAUAAUGAUGAUGGUGGUGCUACAUCAACCUCUUGCCCUCAGGCCAUCUAUCUUAACGGAUUCCAACAAACGGUUGUUGGGAUAUUCAGGGUGGUGAUGCUUCCUUACCUGGGGCAACUUGCUGACGAGUAUGGGCGCAAACCACUGCUCCUUCUUACAAUAUCCGCCAGCAUAUUCCCUUUCGCUGUACUUGCUUGGAGUGACUCAAAAAAAUAUCUUUAUGCUUACUAUGUGCUCCGUAUGAUUUCACAUAUCAUAAGUCAAGGAAGCCUUUCCUGUAUCUCUGUUGCAUAUGUGGCUGAUGUUGUGGAAGACAACAGUAUGAGGGCUGCAGCAUUUGGAUGGAUUACAGGUCUUUUUGCUGUUUCAAAUUUCCUGGGUAAUCUGUUGUCACGUGUUCUUCCUGAAGAUUAUAUUUUCGAGGUAUCCAUACUCUUGUUAGCAGUUUGUCCAGUUUAUUUGAAGCUAUUUCUGGUUGAAACAAUUAAGCCAGUUCCAAGGCAGGACCAACAUUCAUCUUGUUUGGAAACAAUUAAUAAUGUCUGUAAGAAUCAAUACCAAUCUGUGAAGAAUGGUCUAGCUGUGGGUUGUAACAGCGGGACAUUGAAGCAAAUUGCUCUAAUUACCUUCCUCUAUAAGUUGGGAAUGUCUGGCAUCGCCAGUGUCUUAUUGUACUAUCUAAAGUCAGUUUUUGCUUUCAACAAGAAUCAAUUUUCCGAUAUCCUGAUGUUGGUUGGAAUAGGUUCUAUUUUUUCUCAGAUUUUGGUGCUUCCACUUAUAAAUCCUCUAGUGGGAGAGAAAGGAAUUUUGUGCAUAUCCUUGCUUGCAUCAACAGCAUAUGGACUAUUCAAUGGUUUGGCUUGGGCACCUUGGGUUCCGUAUAUGAGUGCCUCGUUUGAAGCAGUCUAUGUUCUUAUGGAACCAGCUACUUAUGCUAUUGUUUCAAAAGCAACAAGUUCAACCAAUCAGGGAAAAGCCCAAGGAUUUAUCUCUGCUGUGCAAUCAAGUGCAACUUUGCUUUCACCGCUUGCAAUGAGUCCACUGACUUCAUUGUUCCUAUCAAGCGAGGCCCCAUUUGAUUGCAAAGGUUUCAGUCUCUUGUGUGCCUCCGUUUUUAUGGUCUCUCUCUCUCUCUCUCUCUCUCUCUCUCUCCAACCACCCCAUCCCUCCCCUCUGCACCCUCUUUCUUUCAAACAAGUUAAAUUUUCUGCACACUCUUCCUUGUUUAGGUGUUUGCUUUGUUUUUCGCUUUGAGGUUGAACUUAGACAAUGGAACCUCAGCUAGUGAUCCUGGGGACAACAGUGACAAUAUUGAAGCACCUCUCCUCUCAUGAUAACUAAUGGCUGGCAAGGUCAUUAUGGUAAAAAAAAUUACACAGCUUUCCCUACAGAAGUAAAGUGAGGAAGCAUCAAGGCCUGCAGAAGCAAAGUAAAUGUUGGGUUCAAAAUUUCCACUACCUGUCUUGACUAUGCACUGUAAAUCUUUGAUGUGCCUAUAAUGCAAUAUGUUUUUGUAAGUUCUUCUGUGAUAUAUGUAAAAAAAUGAGUUAAUCUAUUGCAACUCUGUUUCCUCCCCAUAAUUAUGUAAAGUUCUGGUUUUCUUGGUAAUCCCUUUGGGAUCACCACUUUGAUGAGAAAUGGAUGCUUGGAAUCUGUGGAAGUUCUGCACCA
Molecule: messenger RNA, 1941 nt
Organism: Macadamia integrifolia
Lineage: Eukaryota; Viridiplantae; Streptophyta; Magnoliopsida; Proteales; Proteaceae
Product: tetracycline resistance protein, class H-like
Exons: 13
Coding region: 136-1524 (462 amino acids)
Biological process (GO): transmembrane transport
Cellular component (GO): membrane
Molecular function (GO): transmembrane transporter activity
Source: RefSeq, a predicted model, not a curated record